This is a messenger RNA of Prorocentrum cordatum, 380 nucleotides long. The record is from the annotation of a GenBank genome assembly. Lineage: Eukaryota; Dinophyceae; Prorocentrales; Prorocentraceae.
CUGGCAGCGGUCACCGCAACAGUGUACGACAGGAUGAUGGCGCCGGCGGGCUGCCCUCCGGUGGAGGCGCGCGUCAAGGCUGGCAAGGCUUGCGACGACCGCAGCCAGGAGCCUCGCCAGGCCGCGAAGAACGGGGACGAGGCGGCGUACGCGGACGAGGAGAUGCAGGAUCUGGUUCGUGGGGCGCUGGCGGAGGUCUCGAAGUUGGAACUCCGAGAGAUGGGCCAGCUGGUGCGCGUGUUCAAGCUGGAGGUCCACAAGCCGCAGGAGGGCGUGCAGAAGAUGGCGCACUUCACGUGGGCCCUCGACCAUUCGCACUAUGCCGCCGACGACCUGAACGCGACCAUCCACUCCCUCUUCACGAAGGCAGGCGGCACGAG